AAGCAAACCUCUUAACCAUAAAACCAGCUUACAGUUAUCCAGCAGAGAAAAUGGCCAAUGUGACAAGAUUGGUUAAAGAUAAAGCAGUGGUUAUAUUCAGCAAGAGUUCUUGCUGUAUAUGCCACAGCAUUAAGACGCUAAUAUGUAGCUUUGGGGCAAACCUAACUGUUUAUGAGCUUGAUGAACGCGCAGAUGGUCAGCAAAUUGAGAAGGAACUCAUAGCCUUAGGGUGUAAGCCAUGUGUCCCAGCUGUAUUUAUAGGACAGGAGCUCGUUGGUGGAUCCAAUGAGAUCAUGAGUCUGCAUCUCAAAGGAAAGCUGGUCCCGAUGCUCAUUAAAGAGAAAGCUAUAUGGCUAUAGUACAAAGACUAUAGCUAUAAACAUAGUAUUUUCUUAAGCUCUGGUAUACUUGCCAACAACUACGAAAGUAUGAAUAAGAGAAUAAGCAGAGAGUCAGAUGGCAUUUUAUCUAGCCACGCGAUGUAUGAUAUUUGUAAUUUGUUUGGCCUUAACCCUUUUUAUGUUAAGGUGUUACAAACUUGAGAACAGUAAUGAAUACGAAUCAUAGAUUAAUUAGCAACUCAUGGGCUCCUAAAUCACAUAAAAACCUUGAACAGAUAUAAUUAUGGACAAACAAGUGUUUACAAGUCAACCCAA
This is a messenger RNA of Helianthus annuus (common sunflower), 656 nucleotides long. Its product is annotated as monothiol glutaredoxin-S2-like. The record is from RefSeq and is a predicted model, not a curated record. Lineage: Eukaryota; Viridiplantae; Streptophyta; Magnoliopsida; Asterales; Asteraceae. The transcript has a single exon. Bases 51 to 359 code for a protein of 102 amino acids.